This is a messenger RNA of Fonsecaea multimorphosa CBS 102226, 738 nucleotides long. RefSeq lists its product as uncharacterized. The transcript is spliced from 2 exons. Gene Ontology annotation, molecular function: voltage-gated proton channel activity. The record is from RefSeq and is a predicted model, not a curated record. NCBI's taxonomy places the organism in Eukaryota, Fungi, Ascomycota, Eurotiomycetes, Chaetothyriales, Herpotrichiellaceae. The coding region runs from base 1 to 738 and encodes 245 amino acids. Gene Ontology annotation, biological process: proton transmembrane transport. Gene Ontology annotation, cellular component: plasma membrane.
AUGGCCGACCCCGAAACCGGCCAGUCGCCCGUCCAAGCCACGAGCAACACAUCUGAAUACACGCCCCUCCUCCCCUCCGACCGCCAACUCAUCUCCGCUCUCCAUGAAUCACAGGACUUCAUAGCCUGCCACAUUGUUAAGAUCCACGGCGAGGACAGUGUGGUAUGGAAGCUUCGACACUCGCUGCAACACUGGUUCUCGUCUAAAUGGGGUCACUACUUCGUCAUCCUUCUGGUCUCGGCCGAUAUAUGCUGUAUCUUCGCCGAUUUCCUCAUCAGUCUGCACAUGUGUGAACAUGCUGGGGAGAAGGGCUUCAACCUCAAGGCUUGGGAACUGGCCGACGCCGUGCUUGAUUAUGCGAGUCUGGUCUUCUCGUGUCUGUUCAUGGCCGAAUUGCUCGGCAGUGUUUUUGCAUUUGGGUUUAGGUACUUCAACAGCUCCUUCCACAUCUUUGAUGCCCUCGUCAUCAUCGCCGCCUUCAUAAUCGACGUUCUCCUCCGCGGCCCAUUGGAAGAAGCCGGCUCCCUCGUCGUCGUCCUGCGGCUCUGGCGAGUCUUCAAAAUAAUCGAGGAAUUCUCCUCGGGCGCAGAGGAUCAGAUCGCAGAGCUCCAAGAGAAGAUUGACGACCUGGAGCGCGAGAGGGAAGACGUCAUGAAAGAGAACCAACAACUCAAGCACAGGUUGCGGAGAGGAUAUGAAGAUGCCGAUGGGGAAGUGCUUGACGGUAAUGCUUCGUGA